AUGGCUGACAAGAAACUUCACCUCACGGCCUUCAUGCGCCCCGUCAGUCUCCACACUGGCGCCUGGCGGUACCCAGACUCCUACGCGGACGCAAACUUCAAUUUGGCGCACCUAAAAUCCUUUAUAAGAAAGCUCGAGGCUGCGAAAUUUGACGCCUUCUUCAUGGCGGAUCAUCUCGCCGUUCUGAAUAUGCCGGUUGAGGCCCUGAAGCGCAGCCAUACCGUCACCUCCUUCGAGCCAUUUACGCUUCUCUCUGCGCUAUCACAGGUCACGGAGAAGAUCGGUCUCGCAGCCACUGCAUCCACCACGUACGAUGAGCCGUAUCAUAUUGCCCGUCGAUUCGCGUCUCUCGACCAUCUGAGUGGCGGUCGUGCGGCGUGGAAUAUCGUCACGACGGCGAACCCCGAGUCGGCCAAGAAUUUCGGUAGAGACGAGCAUCUGGAGCACAGCGAGCGGUAUAAGCGGGCACGGGAAUUCUACGACGUUGUCACCGGCCUCUGGGACAGUUUCGCCGACGACGCCUUCAUCCGAGACAAAGAGAGUGGGAUCUUCUUCGACCCGGAGAAGCUGCACGUCCUCAACCAUCAAGGCGACGACCUGAAAGUCCGGGGCCCGCUGAACAUUGCACGGCCCGUCCAGGGGUGGCCGGUAAUCGUGCAGGCAGGCCAGAGCGAGCCAGGACGACAACUGGCGGCCGAGACUGCAGAGGCGGUGUUUUGUUCACCGCGCGAUUUAGAGGGUGCAAAGGCGCUGUAUAGGGAUAUCAAGGAGCGCGCCGAGGCUGCAGGGCGAAACAGGGAUCACAUCAAGAUCCUGCCUGCGGCAUUCGUCCUGGUUGGUGACAGCGUUGAGGAGGCAAAGAGGAAACGGCUCGAGCUGGAUAGCCUAGUGCAUUAUGACAGCGCCAUCGCGUCGCUGUCAAUCGCCCUCGGCGCCGAUGCGUCAGGGUUCGACCAGGACGGUCCAUUGCCGGUGGACCUACCUGAGACGAAUGCGAGCAAGACAUCUCGCGCAGGUGUUGUCAAGCUGGCAGAGGAUGAGAAGCUGACUGUGAGGCAGCUGGCGCAGCGGCUGGGCGGGUACUCGGGGCUUGCCUUUGUCGGGACACCGGCGAGCAUUGCAGAUGAGAUGGAGACCUGGCUGAUGGAGGAGGGUGCCGAUGGGUUCACGGUUGUCUUUCCUUUCCUGCCUCAGGGGCUGGAUGAUGUGACGCAGAAGGUGGUGCCCGAGUUGCAGAGGAGGGGGAUCUUCCGGAAAGAUUAUACGGGCAACACGCUCAGGGAGCAUUUAGGGUCUGAAGAUAACCCUAAUCCGGACCUGAGCUGUGGACGACAACGGUCAAUGGAUCAGACUGGAGAUAACAGUGGGUCAAAUUCAUACGAUAUCGAUGACAAUGAACAUGUACAUGAUAAUGAUAAGACCGGCUAUCAAUCAACUAACUGGAAUUAUAGAAAGCUCUACCAACCAUUUCAAUGCCUCAUCUGCCAGAGUCGCUUCACCCGCCACGAGAAUCUCAAACGCCAUGCCCUCCUCCAUACCCGCUCCCACGACGAACUCCAGCUGUCCUGCGACUUCUGUACCGCGACCUUCUCGCGCCCAGACCUGAGGAAGCGGCAUAUGAAGAGAAGACACCCCGAACAUGAGGCCAGACGGGCGAAGAAGAGGGUUCAGCGGGGGGAGUCGACGAGACAAUGGAGCGAGGGGGACGGGAGGGAUUCCGUCUCGCCAGAAGGGAGCCAUGACGGCCGUUCCCAGCAGGCAGUAAACAAUCAGACUAGAGGGAGUGCAAGUCCUUGGGGGGAUAGACGGUCGCCGAACAUAUCAGACCUGAUACAGCAGGCCUUGGAGGAGCCGCGAGGCGAUAGGAUCGGGCAGGAAGUGGUGGAUCUGCAGAUGCUGCUGGAUACCGGGCAAAUAUUCAGGCCACCAGAGAACAUCGAGCAACACUUGUCAGGCUUUACUUCCUCGGCCAGCCUCGAAGACGGCAGCUGGAGACCCUCGCCGUCACAGAUCUCGACCGGCUGCGCUCUCUUCUUUGCUCAUGUCUCGCACUUUGUCCCUUUCCUCCAUCAACCCACUUUUGACGCCGACCAGACACCCCUCCAUCUGUUGCUGAGCAUGCUAUCUCUCGCCUUCCAGUACGGCUCCGAUCCAGACUCGGACACGCAAGCCCCAGACUCUGGCGCUCUUCUCUCAGCCCGCUGCUUCCACCGCGCCCGCGCCCUUCUGACCAGUUCCAGCACCGCAGGCCCUCUCUCAACCGUCCAAUCCUACCUCCUCCUCCAGAUAGCCUCGAUGAUGUACCUCUGCUCGGAAUCCCACCACACGCUUCAGAUGCACUCGGCCAGUAUCUCCCUUGCCCGCACCUCAGGUCUCAUGCAACGAACAGCUCUCGAAACGUCGACGUCUACAUCGCUCACCACCCUCUGGCACGCAUUCGUGUCUGCAGAGUCCCAUAAACGCACCCUCUUCGCCCUCCACCAGAUUGACGCUCUCUGGUACCAGUUCCUCUCCGUGCCGCGCUCCAUCUCGCAUCUUGAGAUCAAGCACGAUCUCCCAUGUCCGAGGGAGCAGUGGGUUGCGGCCUCGGCAGAGGAGUGGGCGCAUGGGCAGCUCAUCCGGGGACAGACGGGGCCACAGUCGCUCCAGUACGUUGACGCAGUUCGACGGUUCCUUUCCCAAGAGUCCCUGCUCAGCCUCCCGGUAUUCGACCCUUAUGGCGCAAUCAAUAUCGCGCAAUUUCUCAUCUCCUCUGCGCGCGAGAUUUCCGGCUGGUCGACGAUGACAGGGAUGCUAAGUAUCGACCGCUUCGGAGCGCUACGGUCGUCGCUUGAGACGCUGCACCCGUUCAUCUGCCCAGCCCAUCCGUCUCUGUCCCCAGUCUCAUCAAGCGCCCCUCCAGCGCAGGAUGCUUUAUGCCCCGCUACCUGGCAGACGGCCAUGCUCGAGCUCCAGAUCUGGUCGCCGGCUCAUACAUCAGGCAUAAUCCAGACGUCGAUAAGCUCGCUCCUGGAACACAGUACACAGAUCCACCUCUCCCCGUCGCCGCAGAUUCUGUGCGAAGAAAUAACGGCUCAGGCUAUCAAGCCACAUAUUGACUGGUUCUUGACCUAUCUGGAAAACACAGUUGAUGCUGAGGGAGAGGCACCCUGGGUGGUGGUGUAUGCAUACAAGGCGUUCCUCAUUGCGUGGCAGCUUGUUCGAGGGGGCGUCGAGGGGGCGAUGAGGGUUGUUGGGGUGCAUGAUGGGGAUGUCAUAGGCGCAAUGGAGUGGGCAAGAGUCGUUUUUGCUCGGCGGAAGAGGUGGGAGGUUGGACGCUUAGUUAUGGGGUGUUUGGAUAGGUUAGCUACGGAUAUCAAUACAUGA
Aspergillus nidulans FGSC A4 is the source of this 3366-nucleotide messenger RNA. RefSeq lists its product as uncharacterized. NCBI's taxonomy places the organism in Eukaryota, Fungi, Ascomycota, Eurotiomycetes, Eurotiales, Aspergillaceae. Gene Ontology annotation, biological process: DNA-templated transcription. Bases 1 to 3366 code for a protein of 1121 amino acids. The transcript has 3 exons. Gene Ontology annotation, molecular function: zinc ion binding; monooxygenase activity; oxidoreductase activity, acting on paired donors, with incorporation or reduction of molecular oxygen. The record is from RefSeq and is a predicted model, not a curated record.